This is a messenger RNA of Enterobius vermicularis (human pinworm), 2601 nucleotides long. Lineage: Eukaryota; Metazoa; Nematoda; Chromadorea; Rhabditida; Oxyuridae. The record is from the annotation of a GenBank genome assembly.
GCUGAAGAAGUCAAUCAGUUGGGUAAAGUGACGCUUAAUCGCCGUGAUCUGGAUUUGACUGACAGUGUUUCAACUGAAAUGAGUGGUUCGGCUUUAGCUCAAAGAAGAUCUGCACAUUUGCCAAAAUUGAAAGACUUUCCAACGGACACCGUCUUUGAAAGCGCUAAUGAAGCUCAGGGACGCUUGUUAACCAGCGAUUUGGAUUUUGAAUACACAGACUGUGACACUCACGCCAGUGAGCUGGCAGAACUUUACACGUAUAGCGAAGUAAAUGAGUUUGCGCUAAAUAUUCAAUGUUAUCGUGAUUACGCGGACUCAAAACAGGUUAUAUAUUUACUUUGCUUACAGUUAACUACCUGCUCUCUAACCUUGGUAAUCAUUUACACCGAGACACCUACUUUUUUUUGCAGAGUUAAUUAUUUAUUGCAGACAUUAUGUGGUGUUUUAGCAGCUGAGAUUAAAGAUCCUUUUGAAGGACCUAAUGCGAUGGAGCCAUCAGUCAGCAUGUCAUCAUCACUUUCAAAUAGUCGUUCAGCGUCUAAUGUUGAUCUUUCUGAAAGUGGGAAACGCAGUCGUCGAGGUGCAACCUUAUCUGACAACGAGAUGCUGCGAGUUGUUCUUAGCACUCUGUAUCAUAUGACGGAAUCAAUUAGACGCGAAGAUCUUUCUCUGGAAAUUUCUGAUUUUGCAACAAGAGAAAGAUUUUUAGGGGAGCCGUUAGAUUUUCUUGGCAGUCCGCUUGUGAUGGUUUUAUUUGAUAUGAUGCCUGUCUUUUGUCAUGGGAACAGUCCGCACUUACCUAUGAGGAAGGUUCUGUUGCUGAUAUGGAAAGUUUUAUUAACGAUGUUAGGCGGCUGGAAAGAGCUUCGAGAGUUAAAAGCUGCGAAAAGAAAAGCUGCUGGACUUUGUGAAACUGAAGAUACUGUUUUGAUUGGCGAUUGUUUGAAAGCAUGCAACGUUAAUGGGAAUGAGUUGGAGCAAAACCCAGGUAUUUUUUUUCUGAUAAUCUUUCGCUGCUGUAACAUUGUUUUGCAGAAGGAUCGUACCGCACCAAAAGAACCGCACACCCAUCUGCACGUUUGCUUGGUCGGCAGUUCGCUUGCGUCGCCGCCGAUGACAAAGAGUAGUUCUGGCGACCAAACUCCCAUCGCCGGUUCGCCACCGCCAGUAAUUCACGAAAGCGAUUUUAGGAAAAUACCAUUCCGUUCAAAAGUCCGUGAAGAAGAUAUUGAAGUGUUUCUAGAUCAUAUGAGGAUGAAAUUCUUUCAUUAUCACUUACCUGGUGAUUCAACUACAACUUUUGGUCUUCCGGAGGCUACACGCAUAAGCGUUGAAGCAAUGAGGAGGAACGUUUAUGUUUCUUUAGGAGAUCUGCAGAUACAACGGGAAAAAAAAUUGAACAGAUACCUGUUUUCACAACGCGAAAACGACAUUGAGUUGACAAAUGCUGAACAGUUGUAUCGUUUAAUGCUACCAAAUUUGAGCCAAUACGUUAUUGCGUUGUUGAAAGUAUUGAUUGUGCAUUUGUUUUGCUUAUUUCAGCCAAAGAAUGAAGCCAUCAACAUUUUGUCAGACGUUCUCACUAUUGAAACAGAGGGAAGUGAAGUGUUAUCAAAUUCCAUGAAUUUUGAUGGCUCAUUGAAUAAUGUUUUGGAGCAAAGUGUUCGUAUUGUAAUCGAUGUGAACAGGCAUAAAGAGGUUAUGGUUAAAGCAGCUUCGUCCAUUCUAAUAUUAUUGAUAAAGCAUUUCCGAUUGAACCAUAUAUACCAGUUUGAGUACCUCUGCCAACAUCUUGUUUUUGCAAACUGUAUACCGUUAAUACUAAAGUUUUUGGACCAGAACAUUGUUCGGUACAUACAGUCAAAGCAUGAGCUUUUACCGUUAAACUACCCAGCAGCGCCGUUAUAUUUUGUGAACGCUUUAGAGGAAUGGCCACAGUUAAGUGAUGAAAAUGUUGAGACCGGUGAUUCACAGUCGCAGAAUUACUUCUUGUGGCGUAACGUUUUUUCAAUGAUUAAUCUUCUACGUGUCUUAAAUAAAUUAACCAAAUACAAACACGCUCGAACAAUGAUGCUUAUUGUAUUCAAGUCUGCUCCAAUACUCAAACGGGCUCUUCGCAUUAGACUUUUAUAUGUAUUAAAGCUGUUAAAGAUGCAAGCUCGUUAUCUUGGUCGUCAGUGGAGACGAUCAAAUAUGGAAUUGAUGUCCUCAAUAUUCAGUAGAGUCAGGCACAGGAUUAAUGAUGACUGGGCAUUUGCUAAUGAAAGUCGUUCGAAAUCGUGGGAUUUUGAAACUAAAGAAGCUGCUUUAAAAGCUGCAGUAGAGCGCUUCAACUCGAGGCGUUACGCUAAUUUAUAUCCAGCUUUAGCAUUAGAACCGGAAAAGGCUCCCAGUCCUGGAGAAAAGUACUUGGACACGAUAGAUCUCCGCGAGUUCGAACCAGUUGAUAAUAGUUUUCAAUCCGUCCUGGGUGCUCACCGUGAAAUGAGUGAGCGUUUCAAGAGGAAUUAUAAAAGAUGGUUAGAUGAAGAAGUCUUCCGACGACAGGUUAACUGGGAUCAUCUUUUGUAUAACAAUCGUGGUAUUGUAGAUCUGUUUUAA